AGGGAAGAAGAGGGCGUGGCCACAGAGUACUCACUAAACUCAAGCUCACGCGUUGCUCUUCCACUUUAAGCUUUUUAUUCAUUUUCCCGGAUGGAAAUAAGAGAUUCUACAAAACAUAGCUGAGCCCCUGUGUCUGAGAUGGAGCAAGACUCAGGCGGCUCUCUGGACCUGAGCCACUUGACAGAAGAGGAGCAGGAGUCCAUCCUCCAAGUGUUACAGCGAGACCUGGAGCUGCGGCAUCUGGAUGAAGAGCGUGUAAGAAACCUCCAACAGAGAGUGACUGAUCCAGUGCGUCUGCGCUCUUUAUCAGGUGCCUGGUUUAACAAUGAGCGCAGCAAGCGGCACUACAGCUGGACAUCUGGCUGUGAUCUUGUUCAUGCAUCCAUGCGCCUCAGAAAACUUAAAAACAAAGUAACAGAUGUGCCACUGAUUGGGCUGUUUAAUGGGGAAACAGAGGAGAAGAUGUCAUCACCACAAAACAACAAUACACUUCCUGACAAAGGCCUGAACAAGAUUAUAGAAGAAAAUGCAGUCGGAAGUCAGCAAACUGUGAAACCUACACCCUCACCUAGAAUAAACACUCUCCAAGAAAAGGUUGUACCGGAAAGCAUACAAAUGUCCAAAGAGUAUGACAGGAUAAGUAAUGGGAGCCACGCAGAGGAAUCUGAGGACAAUGUCAAUGACCAUGACAAGGACAGUGAUUCCAUCAACAGUAGUCUGAACGAUUUGGAUCCCACAUCUUUAAAAACCAGCAGCUCUGCCGGCAGUCUGCACUCCAGCUACACGCUGAGUGGCAGCAUGAUGAGUUUGUUCAGUUCUGGAGACUUCGGCGUGGUGGAGGUGAGGGGACGGAUUCAGUUCUCAUUGGUUUACAACACGCGCAAAGAGGAGCUGCAAAUCAAAAUCUUCCGCUGUGAGGACAUUGCUGCGGCACGAAAGAACCGCUCGGACCCAUACGUGAAAGCAUAUCUACUGCCGGACAUGUCAAGUCAGAGCAAGAAGAAAACAUCAGUGAAGAAAAAGACUCAAAAUCCAGUCUAUGAGCAGACAUUAAGAUACAAACUGCGUGUUGGGGAGCUGCGCAGUCGGACAUUAAACCUGUCUGUGUGGCAUGCGGAACCCUUGGGGAGAAAUGUGUUUUUGGGAGAAGUGGAGCUGGCUUUGGGCAGCUGGGACUGGACCUGCACUCAGCCUCUUUGGCAGGAGUUACAGCCAAGGGUUAAUUUGAGUCCAGAUGCCUUGAGCAGUCGAGGAACAAUCAUGUUGUCUGCAAAAUUUGUCCCUGAAGGUUUUGAGGGUGGCGGUUUGCCCCUGACAGGAGAGUUGCACAUUUGGCUGCGAGAGGCUCAAGGGCUUGUGUCCAAUAAAGGAGGUCCACUGAACUCCUUUGUUAGAUGCUACAUCCUCCCUGAUGCCAGUCGCCAGAGUGGCCAGAAGACCCGUAUUGUGAAGCAUACGAUCAGCCCGUCCUUCAAUCACACAAUGGUGUACGAUGGCUUUCACACCAGCGACCUGAAAGAAGCCUGUGCCGAGCUCACAGUGUGGCAGCGAGAGGGUUUGAAGACGCUUAUUCUGGGAGGGGUACGUCUGAGCUGUGGAACUGGCCAGAGUUAUGGUGAUCCAGUGAGCUGGAUGGACUCUACAGAGGAAGAGAUAUCUCUUUGGAACUCAAUUAUCGAUAACCCAAACCACUGGAUCGAUGCCACUCUGCCCAUCAGGACUGAUCUACAGAAGCGGCCCUAAUGAGCCUAGUGAAACUGAGAAUGAUUCCAACCAUAAUGUCCCUACAUACAUUUACAGAAAAUGUAGGCACUGUGUGGGGGGGUGCAAUAUUAUAAAUAUAAUACAAAUGUCUGCUUUUGUUUGUCCUAAUUCUGUGAUUACUUAUUUAGCAAUCAACUGUGGUUAUUAUUAAAUUAAAUGUAAAUGUCAAUAUGUUUACUAAAAUGAGAUUAGGUAAAUAAAAAAACAAAACUGUAUUUUAAUAAAAUAAGGCCUUAUGAUUUGUGCAGC
Messenger RNA from Boleophthalmus pectinirostris (great blue-spotted mudskipper), 2013 nucleotides. RefSeq names its product synaptotagmin-like 1 (gene sytl1). The record is from RefSeq and is a predicted model, not a curated record. Gene Ontology annotation, cellular component: plasma membrane; exocytic vesicle. The coding region runs from base 139 to 1743 and encodes 534 amino acids. NCBI's taxonomy places the organism in Eukaryota, Metazoa, Chordata, Actinopteri, Gobiiformes, Gobiidae. The transcript has 15 exons. Gene Ontology annotation, molecular function: neurexin family protein binding; small GTPase binding. Gene Ontology annotation, biological process: exocytosis; intracellular protein transport.